GGGUGAAACGCGGCUGGGAGGACAGAAGUACGUACACAUAGCCAACGUGAAAGAUGGCCAAUUUAAUGGAGGAGUUGCGUAUUUGCAUGGAGGCCACCGACUACGCAGGACUUGCCGGCUGCACGAUGCUCGCCUUUGUUCUAUACUUAAACACAUUAAACGCCGGAUUUGUCUACGAUGACAGGCGCGCCAUCUUGGGCAAUGCGGAUGUAACUGGAGCCGGGCCGCUGGCUCAGCUGCUGCAAAAUGAUUACUGGGGCACACCGCUGACGGACAGCGGCUCCCAUGGCUCCUGGCGUCCGUUGUGCGUGCUGAGCUUUCGUCUCAAUUUCCUGCUGGGCAGCGGUGCAGCUUUUCCCUUCCAUCUGAUCAACCUGCUGCUGCACGGCCUGGCCACCGCUCUAGUCGUGCUCGUGGCACGCACCCUAUUGCCCACACGUGCCGGCGUUUGGGCCGCCAGCGCUCUCUUUGCGGCACAUCCCAUUCACACGGAGGCCGUUGCUGGCGUUGUGGGUCGCGCGGAUUUGAGCGCCUGCGUUUGCAGCCUGUUCGCCUACUUGACCUAUCGCCGCCACAUGCUGCUCAGGGAUUGGCGCUCACUGGCAGUAACACUGCUUGCGGCUUUGGCCGCGCUGUUAUGCAAGGAGACGGCCAUUACAACGCUGCUGCUAUGCGGACUGUGCGACGUGCUGUGCGGACUGGGACUGAAACAUGCCGGAGAUGACAAGCAUCGUCUGCGUUCUCUGUCCAUUUUAAGCAUUGCUCUGCUCUGUGCCGUGUAUUGUCGCCUAAGCAUUGUGCCACGCCCCACUGUUGCCUUCUCAGCCGCUGACAAUCCGACCGCCCACGAGUCCUGCUGGUGGACACGCACACUUUCCUAUCUGUACCUGCCCGUGGUGAACCUUAAGCUGCUGCUCUGGCCACAAUACCUGAGCUUCGACUGGGGCAUGGACGCCAUACCGCGCAUCAGGACGCUGUGGGAUGCGCGCAACAUUGUCAGCGCUUGCUUUUAUGUCACCUUGCUGGCCGUGAGCUGCAAGUGCCUACGAUUGCGCUGCGGUGCCAGCAGCUCCUCCACGGCCUAUACAGCUGUGGCAAGCAUUUCGCUGCCGCUGCUCCAGCGCUUGGGCGGCAAUAGCUGCCAGGCGUGGCAUGGACUCGUUUGCGGCUGCCAUCAUCAGCUGAAGCAGCAGCGAUCGCCGCAGCAGCCAAGUGCCUCAGUUAUGGGCACAAGCUCAUCUGCCUGCUGCCUCUUCCCAGGCAGCGCAACAUCCGCAUCGAAGUCUGUAAUUGUCAUUUGCAUUGGCUUCUUGGUGCUGCCGUUUCUGCCCGCCUGCAAUUUGUUCUUCCACGUGGGCUUUGUGCUCGCCGAGCGUCUGCUGUACCUGCCCAGCGUGGGCUACUGCCUGCUACUUGGCCUUGGCUUUAGCAAGCUUUGGCAGCGUUUAAACGGCGCUGCCCACAGACUGUUGCUGAUAAUCUGCCUUAGUAUACUGCUGGUCAGCUUUGGCCUGCGCACGUUGCAACGCAACCGCGAUUGGCACAAUGAGGAGCAGCUUUUCCGCAGCGCUGUGACUAUCAAUCCACCCAAAGCGCUUGGAAAUCUGGGCAGCGUCUUUAGCAGCCAGGGACGCUACGAGGAGGCCAAGGUGGCACUACAGUCGGCCAUUGCAUACCGGCCAAAUAUGGCAGAUGCGCACUUUAAUCUGGGAAUCGUGCAUCAGCAGCAGCAAAACUACAGCGCCGCUCUGCCCUGCUACCGCCGGGCCAUAGAGCUGCGCCCACAGUUGGCGCUGGCAUAUCUGAAUAUGGCCACGUCGCUGUUGGCUUGGGACAAGGAACGACACGAGGAGGCUGGCGCCAUGCUGCUGGCAGGCGCCAGGCUGCCAGGGCAUGGGGUGCGCGAUCGCAACACCCACGAGGAAGCGCGAUACAGCGCCUACCUUCAGUUAAGUGCGCUGCAUCGCUCGCGGGGCAGACACCAACAAGCUGUGGAGGUGCUUAACGAGGCGCUGGCAACCUUGUCCAUGGACAGGCGGAAACAACGCGCGGUGCUGCAUCAACGCCUGGCGGCAGUGCAUGUCGAGCUGGAGCAGUGGCAGGAGGCUGAGCAGCAACAACGAUUGGCGCUCCAACUGCAGCCCGAAGAGGGUGUUGCAUAUGUGUCUUACGGCCAGGCGCUGGCCAGAAAUUGCAGUCGUUCUGCGGAAGCGGAACUGUGGUUCAAACGCGCUGUGGAACUGUCACCCUUGGAGCCCAGCACGCAUCACCAUUACGCUGACUUCCUGGAGCAACAGCAGCGCCCGCAAGAGGCGCUUGGGUAUCGACUGCGUGCCGCUGCACUGGCGCCUCACAAUUAUGCCCUGCAGUCAGCCGUCGCUGAUGCACUGCGUCUGCUCAAUCGCCUCGCAGAGGCGGAGUUGUGGUACCGUCAGGCAGCUGCACUGCAUCCGCAGGCGGCGCACGCACACGCCAAUCUGGGCGCCAUCCUGCAAAUGCGCGGCCAACGGCAGCAGGCGGUGGAGUGUUACCGCAGGGCGCUGCAACUGCAGCCGGGACAUGCCACAAGUCGCGCUAAUCUGGCCAAAAUGAAUGUCAACAUCGAUGCAAGCACGUAGCAGCGGCUCAAGUCGAGGCUCUAUAGGUACUAGUUAUAAUCGGUAAUAGUUCAGAUUUCCCAAUCAAUGAGAAAGGACAAAAACUAAAAGUGAAACAUGCAAAAAUAAGAACAUGCGAUAGAUAGACUAUAUAUAAUUUAUUAUAUAUAUUUAACUGAACAUGAAUGUUAUCCAUUGUAAGCUACGAUUAAAUAUAAACGUAGAAUAUAUUUUCCAAAA
Drosophila virilis is the source of this 2837-nucleotide messenger RNA. Lineage: Eukaryota; Metazoa; Arthropoda; Insecta; Diptera; Drosophilidae. The record is from RefSeq and is a predicted model, not a curated record.